Messenger RNA from Drosophila yakuba, 3422 nucleotides. RefSeq lists its product as uncharacterized. The coding region runs from base 403 to 3318 and encodes 971 amino acids. The transcript is spliced from 4 exons. The record is from RefSeq and is a predicted model, not a curated record. Lineage: Eukaryota; Metazoa; Arthropoda; Insecta; Diptera; Drosophilidae.
GAUCUUUCCAUUUCUUUAUUGUCAACUAAGAGUAUUCUUUAUCAUUUUUAACUCAUCUGCGUAGCAUUUUCCUACGCUAGUUAUUAUCAAGUUGGUCAACCUCAACAAUGAAUCAACAAAUGUGUAAAAGCUCUUUAUUUUCGUAUAUGUAUUGUUUUGAUUUAGCCAUUUACCUACAUUACCCCAUAUAGAAGCUAAUAUAAGAACAAAAGCUUUGGGUCUACCUCCAUUAUAUGUGAAAUUGGCCAACAGUAAGUUGCGAACUUUGAAUCAACAAGGUGCCUGUAUAAUAGCAAAGGAAACACACAAUCGCAAAAAUUGAAACACAAACUAGCGUAAAACCUUAAAACCUAAAAAAUCAAAUAAAAAAGUAGUGACAUAAAACUUACUAAGACUGCAAACAUGACUAGUCUGCCCGAAGUUUUUAAGCUAAACGUUUUUUGUUUGUUUGAGAUAUUUAAACAAAUUAAAAUGAAUUGCGAGACCAGCAAAAGUUUACAAAACAGACACAAACUAGUCCAGUAUUCAGAUCUAAUCAAUUUCGUCAUCUGUCACGAGGUGUUUACAAAAGCUUUCGAAGAAUGGAGCCAUUCUCUAUAUAAGUUCCUUGAGAUCGAUUAUGCCUUUUUAAAUACAUCCAAUUUGCUAAAAAUUGAUUUUGCCCAAAUAUACGAGACUCUCAAAAAGGUUUCCAAAACAGACAGAGAACUAUUUUGGAAAUUUUGCGCCAAUGCAAUCGAAGAGAAUGAAUUGCUGAGUUCGGUUACGCUUAUUUACCACCCAACCCGAUUCUAUCCCGAUCACUUGGAUAGUUUUGAGGCAGUAGUAAAUAGCCUUAAAAAUAAGAAAUCAUUGCGUACGCUUAUCGUGGAUGUUUCAGGAUAUAGUCUCCCUUAUGUGCCAUGCAUUACAACCCUGACGAAACUCGAACUGAACGUGCGAAUGGAGAUUGAAGACUUACUCCAGUUUUGCCAAUCGAAUCCAAAUCUACGCUUUCUGAAUUUCCACCAUACGGAGUUACAGGGUCGGCUAUCGGAUAUUCUUCCAUACUGCAAUAAACUGAACACCUUGGCACUCACAAUGAAGCCUGAUAUAGAUGCAUCGGAAUAUGCCGACGUUGCAAAACUAACGCAACUUAGACAACUUAGGCUUAAAGGUGUCCAUCAAGAGGGAACUCUUCUUGAGUUACUAAUGGGACUAAAACUCAAACGAUUGAUAACCAUAUCCAUUCCAAACAGUUUCCUUACCAAAGAAGAGUCACUAGCCGUAUCGGAGAUAAGCUCUCUAACCUCUGUGAUGGGCUCUUUCAAAAGAACUUCCAGCAUUACGGACAUGGCUCGACUGAAAAAUCUAACCCUCUUGUCGGUGAAAACUCAACCCAAUCAAUUGGACGCCAUGGAGUUUCUGGUGCCCUUCCUGUCAAAAUCUCGAAUAGCACUUAUUUCAGAUAGCUGCAAAUUGCUUAUAACACAUUUUGAGAAAGGAGGUAUUUUACGCAUUGUCUUUAGAAACGAAGGACAAGAAUUUGCUGAAGUCAACGCAAGUCUUAUAGCUCCUCUUUGCCAAUUGCCCAAUAUCCGCCAACUGAUCGUAUAUCCAAAUGUUGGCUCAACUGUGUGGCAAACGCUUCUUAGCGGAUUUGCUAGACAAAAGCCACAACUUCUUAGCCAUAUACUGUUUAGACAAAAAACACCUAUAAGCUGUGAGGAAGCAGACUCACUUGCCAACAUCCGGUCUCUAAGGACCAUUAACUGCGAUUUUUGUCAUAUGGAUCAGAUAAUUCGUGUAAAACUACAGCAGCUUGUUGGAAUUCCCAGCACAACAAGCCGAGUUGAUAGGAUUAAAACUGAAUUAUGUGAAGUUCACCUUAUCCACGAUAAUAACGAUGUAGCACUGAUUCUGGACUUUAUCUCUAGAAAUAUUAAAGCCGAUAUAUUUGCUCCCCUGUUCAACAUUAAAAACAUGAGAAAGCUCACAGUAAUUGGGAGUCUCAACACCAAUUUCCUAAGCGCUCUUCUCAGAAAUCUAGUUUUGAGUAAACAUGUGAUUCUAGAGGAAUUUGAAAUAUCUGUCGUCGACCCUGAAGAACUCCGAUUUCUGACACAAAUCAGUAGCUUGAAAAUCCUUAAGUGCGGCUUCUUCUGUUCCCGAAACCUCGAAAUUCUUGGCGAGUUGGAACAUCUUGAGUCUCUAACUAUAAAUGUCCAUCCAAAAGGUUCGCUGACAAGCCUUUUCCAAAUCCUGGGCCACAGAAACGUACUUAAAAGUCUCGUUUUCUAUAGAAGAGAACUAACAUCGGAAGAAGUGUCCGCAGUUUUGAGCAUCAAGUCAUUGGAGAAGUUGCAACUAGGAAGACAAAGACCCAAAAAUAAAUUUCAAUAUUUCAAAGAUGUUUUAAACUAUCGCAGCUGUCGAAAAUGUCGCUUAUCUCAUAUUAAAUUUUCUAGCGAUAUAGAACAUGAUAUACAUGUUAAAAGAGACAGUGGUGUUUCGGAGGCCGAUAUUGUUUCUCGAACAUACUUUUAUCCCGAUCUAUCCUUAAUUCCAAAGAAUUUGAAACUUUUGGCCAAUUUGCCUCAUUUAAAGGAACUGCAUAUUCAUGUUCUGUUUAUUUCCUAUUGCAUUGAAAACCUUAUAAAUGCACUAGUUAAUCCAUCUCAUCAAAAACUGCGCAAAUUAUCCUUAACUCUGUGCCCAUAUAAAGUCCAAGACUUUACAAAAUUAAUGAUGGCCAUUGCAAGUAUAGCUCUUCUCACAAACUUAAAUGAAUUAUAUAUUGAAAACCCUGAGGGCUUCCCAUUGCAUAGACUCCUCGAUUUAAUUAAAACAUCAGUUCAACUGAAGAGCUUAACACUGAAACAAACACUCAUUGAUUACGAGGCUUCUUUGCCUAUUGGGAAAAUGAUACGAUUGGAAAAACUAAUAGUGGGUUUUUCAAGUGAUGCGAGCAUCGAAGUAUUGGCCCAAUUGAGUAACCUGGAAGAUCUGGAGCUAUCUUCCAUCCACAAUAAUAUCGAAAAUAGUUUAAGACCUAUAUUUAAGUCAUGCAGUAAACUUAAGUCGCUUCUUUUACCAAACGAUUUGAGCAGUGAAUUUAUAGAGGCACUUUUGGUCAACAUAAAAUUGGAACGAGAUGCUGCAUUGCAACCUCCAUUGAUCUUGUAUUGCCCACGUAACAAUUCACUUGUUCCCGAAAAGUUGGAAUCUGAUGACGCAGCCUACUUAAACAUUGAGCAGGCACCUGACGAAAUGUAUCACAGAUCCAACGAUUUGGAACUUCAUGCUUUUGAGACACUUACUCCGAAAUAUUGGUGGUAAACACUAUGCUUUGAAGCGAACUGUUGUCCUUAAAGUUAAGACACACUCACCUCAUCCGGCCGCAAAACGAUCUUGGAGCAGGCCUCCACAUGGAACCGCACAAA